AACAUCCGAAACUACACAAUGAGCGUGUUACUUUCCAGCCGGCUCGCAACAUACAAGGGUGUCGUGCCCAACAACUAUGUUGCGGGCAUCCUCAAACGCUACCGGUUCGACUUGCCAGCAGAUAUCGAGCGCAACCAUGGCCGCUGGUCCAAGGUGAUUAAGGCCAUCCAGAAUGAAAUGACCGAGCAACGGGCGAAGAUCAAAAAGACACUCCGUGCUGGCACUGACGGUGAUGACCAUCAGGAACACCUCAACAUCUUCAAGCUCACUGUUGAACUCUGCAAGGGCACGUCAUGCAAGCCGUCUCGGAAGACAUUCUUGACGAAUCCCAACCGUGACUUCUGGGAUGCAGCCAACAAGAACCUUGCAGAGAUUCGCAACGUGGCCGGCAGCAAUCCCAAGAAGAUGACCAAGAUUUUUAGCAAGAUCUUAGCGAAUGAU
This is a messenger RNA of Phanerochaete carnosa HHB-10118-sp, 441 nucleotides long. RefSeq lists its product as uncharacterized. The transcript has 4 exons. Lineage: Eukaryota; Fungi; Basidiomycota; Agaricomycetes; Polyporales; Phanerochaetaceae. The record is from RefSeq and is a predicted model, not a curated record. The annotation marks the transcript as partial.